AUGGAGAACCUGUGCCGCAUUUGCAUGCUAAGUUCUGGAGGAAUGACAAAUAUAUUUGAUGGAGACCCCGGAAUAGUGGACAUUAUUUCCCACUAUACUGGAGUGGAAGUCAAGGAAGGAGAUCCAUUUCCUAAGACCAUAUGUACACUUUGUCUAAAGGUUGCCCGGAAUUUCUUUGAGACCCACGUGAAAGAAGAGUUCAUCGAUGAGGAUUUACUGGAGGAGGAAAUUAUGAUAAUAUCAGAUUGUGACAGUGUAAUAUCACAUUCCACCAAUGGAACCGAAAAGUUCGAUUCCGAAUUGAAAAAAGAAUUAGACCUAGAAAAGGAUUCACAUCAGCGUUUCUCCGUGAAGAAUGAACCCAUAAGGGAAGAAGAUGACUUAUCCGUGGAAGAAGUAAACUCUACAUCAGUUGGCGAAACUGAUCUAUCCGAUUCCAAUGAUUCUAAUGAACAUAAAAGAAAAUUGAUUGAUCUCUCCACACACAAGGAGCACCGCCUAUCUCAACGUGAAAAGUCGUUUUUCCAGUGCUCCCAUUGUCCUGAGAUUUUUUUGGAACAUGACCAUCUUCAGAGUCACGUUCGUUGUCACCAUUUACAAUUCUCGUGCUCCCAAUGCUCAAAAUCCUUUGCUAAGGAAUCCAUUCUGCGUUUACACAUCCUGCUCCACAAGAGGCUAGAGGCUGGUAAUUUACUCAAAAUGUAAAUUAAUAAGAAUUUUCUUUAGCAGUAGUAUUAAUGAACAUUCCGAAGAAUACCAUUGAAAAGAUGACAUUUUUUUAUUGUGAUUAAACUACAACUUAAAACUGAAAUAAA
Molecule: messenger RNA, 815 nt
Organism: Drosophila takahashii
Lineage: Eukaryota; Metazoa; Arthropoda; Insecta; Diptera; Drosophilidae
Source: RefSeq, a predicted model, not a curated record